Molecule: messenger RNA, 1301 nt
Organism: Stylophora pistillata
Lineage: Eukaryota; Metazoa; Cnidaria; Anthozoa; Scleractinia; Pocilloporidae
Product: ficolin-2-like
Source: RefSeq, a predicted model, not a curated record
AUAGGAAACUGCAGUAUAAAUACAGGUUCGAUUCAUUGAGAUUUCUUCAAUCUACAACUGUGCUACGUGUACAUUUCGAGAUCUACAGCUUUAAGGUUGGGAGAGAAAUUUCAUCGUAUCAUGUCUGUUUCACAAAAUUCUUCUUUGCUGCUCAGUGUGGUACUUUUAUUCAUGAUUCAAUUGUUACCUUCAACCCGUGCGGCUCCGAUAAUUUGCAAAAACAACUGCAGAAAAUCCGAGAAAUUUAAGAACUGUGCUGAGCUUUACAAGUCCGGCCAAACCAUAAGUGGCAUUUAUACAAUCGACCUGGGUGACGGUAAGGGUGCCUUUGAUGUCUAUUGUGAUCAGACAACAGACGGUGGAGGAUGGACAGUGAUCCAGAAGAGGGUUGAUGACACCGUAGAUUUCAACCGGACUUGGAAAGACUAUGAAAAUGGAUUUGGUGAUUUCCUCAUUCGUGACUUUUGGCUCGGACUGGACAAGAUCCAACGCCUGACGCAAAACAAGACAGAAAACCAACUCCGCAUGGAUCUUGGAGUAACUGCCAACAAAACUGUCUACGCACAGUAUGAAUGGUUUGGUAUUGAGAAUGAGACAGAUCAUUACAGGCUGCGCAUUGGCAGUUUUUCCUCUGCAACUCUUACAAGGGAUUCUCUAGCCCAUCAUAAUGGCAUGUCAUUUAGUACCUGGAACAGAUCUUCAACUGAUCAUAAUUGUACAUCGUUUGGGGGAGGCUGGUGGUACCUGAAAGACAAAUGUAGUAUUUCCUCAAAUCUCAAUGGAAUCUACCCUUCUCAAGGAAGAACGGUUGAUAGGAUUCAUCGAAUCCAUUGGGGAGAAUUACGUGAAAAUGCUGAAAACCAGGCUCCCACAAGAACUGAAAUGAAAAUCAGAAGAAAGGAUUUUCAUCGUGGGUGAGGGGAGGGUAAGGAUUUUGUAUGCGUUAGGAUAAAAUUUUCCAGAUUCCUCUACAAGGCUCUGUAACAUUCUUUAAAAGUUUUUCCCUUAUGGCAGUCAAAAACAAACAUCCUCCAACCACCCAAGCGAUAACUGACGUCUGGCUCUUAAUCAUUUGUGCUGAUUUGUUUUUCUUAGCGUGAACUCCUAUUGCAUAUUGAGAAGGGAAAGUAAAGUUUAAAAUUUGGGAUAGUUAUCUAAGAUUUACCAAGAAAGGUGCUUAAUUUGAAAAGUAUUUUGAUGGAAACAAAUAGACGCAAAAUUUUGUUUCUGUAGAAAGUUUAUAAACUACACCUAAACUACACUAAACACAAACCUGAACAAAUUUCACUUAUUUGUUAUAU